AUGGUAUCGAAGACUUGGGUAUGCAUCCUUUUAAUCGCAGUUACGGUGGUACAGGCCUUGUCUUGCGAGAAGCAUGAUGUAUUGAAAAAGUAUCAGGUGGCACAAUAUAGCCUUCUCGGAACUACAGAAAGGGACACUCCGCCAAGUAAAACUAAUGAAAAGUGGUGGGUAAACGUUUGUGAAGAACAUUCAGCUGAGCCACCUGAAGGGUGUAAAAAAGAUGACAUGCUAUGUGGCCUCACAGAUGUCAGUUUGCCUGGCAAAGAUACUGUCACCACUCAGAUAAUAGAUUUUGAUAAAAACAUUGGUUUUAAUGUCGAAGACACUGAAAAUGCACUCAUAUUGACAUUAGUUGGUGCCAAUUGGGGGUCUAAUUCAAUCGACGCAAAAUUGAAGUUUCAGUGUGAUGACAAUAUGAAAAAAGACGAACUGACUGGACAUACAUGGACCGACAAAACCAUCCAGUUGACUAUAAAAGGUCCAUCCGGUUGUUUAAAGAGUAAGGAUAACGACAAGAAAAAGGGCGACAGUGAUAACGGUAACAAUGGUGGAAAUGAGGGGAAAAAGCCGGCGAAGAAGUCAAGUGGCACUUCUUGGUUUACUUGGUUAUUUCUAUACGCUCUGCUGUUUACAUUGAUAUACCUUAUGGUCGUAUCGUUUUUGAACACCAGAGGAGGGUCUUUUCAAGACUUCCGUGCUGAGUUUAUUCAACGUUCCACUCAAUUUUUCACUUCUUUACCUGAAUUCUGCAGGGAAGUUGUAUCGAAAAUCUUGGGUAGAAACACUACUCAAAGAGGUGGAUAUAGCGCCGUUUGA
Messenger RNA from Saccharomyces mikatae IFO 1815, 816 nucleotides. It is a transcript of the gene ATG27, whose product is annotated as Atg27p. The record is from RefSeq and is a predicted model, not a curated record. The transcript has a single exon. The coding region runs from base 1 to 816 and encodes 271 amino acids. Lineage: Eukaryota; Fungi; Ascomycota; Saccharomycetes; Saccharomycetales; Saccharomycetaceae.